This is a messenger RNA of Eleginops maclovinus (Patagonian blennie), 3621 nucleotides long. It is a transcript of the gene atp1a3b, whose product is annotated as ATPase Na+/K+ transporting subunit alpha 3b. The coding region runs from base 330 to 3398 and encodes 1022 amino acids. Gene Ontology annotation, molecular function: ATP binding; ATP hydrolysis activity; P-type sodium:potassium-exchanging transporter activity. The record is from RefSeq and is a predicted model, not a curated record. NCBI's taxonomy places the organism in Eukaryota, Metazoa, Chordata, Actinopteri, Perciformes, Eleginopidae. Gene Ontology annotation, cellular component: plasma membrane. The transcript has 23 exons. Gene Ontology annotation, biological process: sodium ion export across plasma membrane; potassium ion import across plasma membrane; proton transmembrane transport.
CUUCUUGUGCUGGCGGAGUGGUGCGGUUCUAGAGGAGUACUGCGGUAACCGGCAAAUCCGCGGAAGGAGAUCAAGUGCUGAAAAGGUAGCAGUGAGGCUCUUCGUUUUCGCCGGUCUUUCACCGCAAGUAUCAGAGAGCAACUGAAGGAAGCGCAGCCCCGCGUGAUGCUCCGCUUGAGACCGCAGCAUUUCAUUUGAAAGACGUCUCCCAGGGAAACAGAGUAGCCGAACCCUUUUGGAAGGCAAGGCAUUUUGAUAUAAUUCAACGCGAGGGGCUGACACCUCUCAAGCCGUGCAUCACCUGAGAGGAGAAGAGUGACUGCGCCAACAUGGGGUAUGGGCGGUCAGACAGUUACCGCGUUGCCACCACACAGGACAAAGAUGACCGUUCCCCCAAGAAGAAGAAGGGGGCCAAGGACAUGGACGACCUCAAGAAGGAGGUUCCCAUUACGGAACAUAAAAUGUCUAUAGAGGAAGUAUGCAGGAAAUUCCAGACUGACAUCGUCCAGGGAUUGACCAAUGCCAAGGCAGCAGAGUAUCUGAUCAGGGAUGGUCCCAAUGCUCUCACCCCUCCUCCCACCACCCCGGAGUGGGUCAAGUUCUGUCGCCAGCUGUUUGGUGGAUUCUCUAUCCUGCUGUGGACCGGCGCCAUCCUCUGCUUCCUGGCCUACGCCAUCCAGGCAGCCACCGAGGACGAUCCUGCAGGAGACAAUUUGUACCUAGGUAUUGUGCUCACAGCUGUCGUCGUCAUCACUGGUUGUUUCUCAUACUUUCAAGAGGCCAAGAGCUCCAAAAUCAUGGAGUCUUUCAAGAACAUGGUGCCUCAGCAAGCCUUGGUGAUCCGUGAAGGCGAGAAAGUGCAGAUCAAUGCUGAGGAAGUGGUGGGUGGAGACCUGGUGGAAGUGAAGGGAGGAGACAGGAUCCCUGCUGACAUCAGGGUGGUCUCUGCUCACGGCUGCAAGGUGGAUAACUCUUCCCUAACCGGAGAGUCAGAGCCUCAGAGCAGGUCACCUGACUGUACCCAUGACAACCCCCUUGAGACCCGAAACGUUGCUUUCUUCUCCACCAACUGUGUUGAAGGUACGGCUCGUGGCAUUGUUAUCUGCACUGGCGAUCGCACAGUCAUGGGUCGCAUUGCCACUCUGACCUCUGGCCUGGAGACCGGCAAAACCCCCAUCGCCAAAGAGAUCGAGCAUUUCAUCCACAUCAUCACCGGCGUGGCUGUUUUCCUGGGCGUUACCUUUUUUAUCCUGGCCAUCAUCCUGGGUUACAGCUGGCUGGAGGCCGUCAUCUUCCUCAUUGGUAUCAUUGUGGCUAACGUGCCUGAAGGGCUGCUGGCUACUGUCACUGUGUGUCUGACCCUGACUGCCAAGCGUAUGGCGAAGAAGAACUGCCUGGUGAAGAAUCUGGAAGCUGUGGAAACCCUGGGCUCCACCUCCACCAUCUGCUCCGACAAGACAGGAACCCUGACCCAGAACAGGAUGACAGUGGCCCACAUGUGGUUUGACAACCAGAUCCACGAGGCCGACACCACAGAGGACCAGUCUGGUGCCUCUUUCGACAAGACCUCAGCGACUUGGCAGGCUCUGUCUCGUGUCGCUGGUCUGUGUAACCGCGCUCAGUUCAAAGCAGGACAAGAUGCUCUGCCCAUCCUCAAGCGUGACGUGGCCGGAGACGCCUCAGAGUCCGCCCUGCUGAAGUGCAUCGAGCUGUCCUGCGGCUCCGUGAGAGCCAUGAGGGAUAGGAACAAGAAGGUGGCCGAGAUCCCCUUCAACUCCACCAACAAAUACCAGCUCUCAGUUCACGAGACAGAGGAUACCAAUGAUAACCGCUACCUGCUGGUGAUGAAGGGCGCCCCCGAGAGGAUCCUGGACCGCUGCUCCACCAUCCUGGUGCAGGGCAAGGAGCAGCCCAUGGACGAGGAGCUGAAGGAAUCUUUCCAGAACGCCUACAUGGAACUGGGAGGCCUGGGAGAGAGAGUGCUGGGUUUCUGCCACAUGAUGCUGCCAGAGGAUCAAUACCCCAAGGGCUUCGCCUUUGACACGGAUGAUGUCAACUUCCAGACAGACAACCUUUGCUUUGUCGGCCUCAUGUCCAUGAUCGACCCUCCCCGUGCUGCUGUGCCUGAUGCUGUUGGCAAAUGCCGAUCUGCCGGUAUCAAGGUCAUCAUGGUCACUGGAGAUCACCCUAUCACUGCCAAGGCCAUUGCUAAGGGAGUGGGCAUCAUCUCCGAGGGCAACGAGACUGUGGAGGACAUCGCAGCUCGUCUCAACAUCCCCGUCAGCCAGGUCAACCCCAGGGAUGCCAAAGCCUGUGUGAUCCACGGCACAGACCUCAAAGAUCUGUCUCAGGAUCAGAUGGACGACAUCCUGAGGAACCACACAGAGAUUGUGUUCGCCAGGACUUCCCCUCAGCAGAAGCUCAUCAUCGUAGAGGGCUGCCAGAGACUGGGUGCUAUUGUGGCUGUGACAGGCGACGGUGUGAAUGACUCUCCUGCUCUGAAAAAGGCCGACAUCGGUGUUGCCAUGGGUAUCUCCGGCUCAGACGUGUCCAAGCAGGCCGCUGACAUGAUCCUGUUGGAUGACAACUUUGCCUCCAUUGUGACAGGAGUGGAAGAAGGUCGUUUGAUCUUUGAUAACCUGAAGAAGUCCAUCGCCUACACCCUGACCAGCAACAUCCCAGAGAUCACCCCCUUCCUGUUGUUCAUUAUCGUCAACAUCCCCCUGCCCCUGGGAACCAUCACCAUCCUCUGCAUUGACCUGGGAACUGACAUGGUGCCAGCUAUCUCCCUGGCCUAUGAAACCGCAGAGAGCGACAUCAUGAAGCGUCAGCCCAGGAACCCCUUCAGGGACAAGCUGGUGAACGAGAGGCUCAUCAGCAUCGCUUACGGACAAAUUGGUAUGAUCCAGGCUCUUGGAGGCUUCUUCGCUUACUUUGUGAUAUUGGCUGAAAAUGGUUUCCUGCCCAGUCGACUAGUCGGCAUCAGGCUCAACUGGGACGACCGCUCUGUCAACGACCUGGAAGACAGCUAUGGACAGCAAUGGACAUACGAGCAGAGGAAGAUUGUGGAGUUCACAUGCCACACAGCCUUCUUCGUCAGUAUCGUGGUCGUGCAGUGGGCUGAUGUGAUCAUCUGCAAGACCCGGCGUAACUCUGUGUUCCAGCAGGGCAUGAGGAACAAGAUCUUGAUCUUUGGCCUGUUUGAAGAGACAGCCCUGGCUGCCUUCCUGUCCUACUGCCCCGGCAUGGAUGUGGCACUCAGGAUGUAUCCUCUAAAGCCCAGCUGGUGGUUCUGUGCAUUCCCCUAUAGUUUCCUCAUCUUUGUUUAUGAUGAAGUCCGAAAACUUCUCCUCCGUAGGAACCCCGGAGGUUGGGUGGAAAGGGAGACAUACUAUUGAUCGAUGGAGCGUCUCUGCUCAAACCCCCUACAUCUCCACUUAUUUCUCCCCCACUUCCCCCCCCCCCCCUAUCACUUCAUCCCUGGCAAGACACACCUCCAGACGCCCCGCCCUCUUAAAGACAAGAACCGCUUUGAAGCAAUUUUCAUCACAACUGCCCCAAAGAUUUAAAACAGCAAAAGCACCUUUACAACUUUCUACAUUGACCCCCCCCCCCCUUGUC